Messenger RNA from Diversispora eburnea, 2226 nucleotides. NCBI's taxonomy places the organism in Eukaryota, Fungi, Glomeromycota, Glomeromycetes, Diversisporales, Diversisporaceae. The record is from the annotation of a GenBank genome assembly.
AUGUAUGAACCAAAUAAUAAACAUUAUAAAGCCGGUUAUAACUUGGGAUUUAAUUCUAUUGGAAACAAUGGCUCUUCGCAAGAAGUCCCUCCCUUACCUUUGCCAAGUAAGAAUUCGAAACGUGGUAGAAAGAUAAUUUCAGCUCUCUUACUUGAAGGUGAAGCUGUGAAAUCAAAUACACAAUUUAAUUCUAAUGUUUUUUCAGACAAUGAUUUAAAAAAAAAUAAACCCAAGGCAGUACCCGAAAAAAAUACGAUUGAAAAUCCACCUGUUACGUCACCACAAGCCUUGCAACGUAGUCAUACAACUGUUAAAUAUCAAGUUCGUGAAAUUCCAUCAGUAAAUAUCGGCGAAUUCGAAGGCAAACUUUUAGGUUCUCCAAAUGAUGGUGUAGCAGAAGAAUUCAAUUGUGCUGCAAUGUUUGAUAAACAAUAUCUAAUCCUUGGAAAUAAUUAUGGUUUAUAUGUAAUGGAUUUUUCGGUUCGUUACGACAUGAUGAAACCAAUACCAUUAUUACGUGGAAGUUCAUUCAAGAAAUUACAAAUCCUUGAUGAUUAUGGUGUCAUGAUUGCCAUUGCGGGAAAGAAACAAAUGAUACGAGUGUAUCGAUUGGAUUCAUUAUUACACUUGAUUAAAUUCGUAAUUAAAUCUAAAUCUGGAACAAUUGUGGAUUUUUCGAAAGCACCACCUUUUCUAAAAAAAUUUAAAGAUACAUUACAAAGAUGUGAAAAGUGUGGUCAACAGAUAGAUGAAAUUCGAGAUAAAAAAUCUAAUUCUGAUAAUUACAAUUCAAUUUGUUCAAAUUGUAAAUUCUUAUCUGAACCUUCAGAUUCUUUGACCACGUCUCCAAAUGACUCUCCAACUACUGGAAAAUUUCAUCAACGAACUAUAUCAAAUAUAUCUUCUUAUAUUCAAAAUCGUUUAAACGUUUCACUUGAUAAUAUGGAUAUUGGUACAGAAGAAAAAUCCACUGUCUGGGGUUGGGCAACAGAUUAUGUAAAAUUGGCAGAAUAUGGCAAGGAUUGUGUGACCUUCGAUAUUAAAGAAACCAAGAAUUACGUUUAUUUAACGAUAGCUAACGUUAAUCAUGCAAUUGCUGUAUAUUCUUGUCCUGUGGAAUUUAGACAUAAAUCAGAUUUUAAAUUUGAAUUUGUACAAGCAUAUUUUAUUCCGGAAACACCAAAAUUUAUUAAUGUAGUUACGGAUUCUUUUAUUAUCAAACAAAUUAUUAUUGGAUUGGAAACCAGUAAAGUAGUAGUUAUGGAUUGUCAUUCUAACGCCGUGACAGAACCUAAUUUUAGAAAAAUUUUACUUCCUCGUGAUGAAGAACCAUGUUUUGUGGGUUUUACACAAAUUCCACUUUCAUGUUCUUUUGAUUUCCUUUUCGAAAAUCCUUUUAAACAAGAACCUCGAAAUAUUAUUCCCUUAACAUCUACACAAAAUACAUUAAUAACACCCAAAUCAUCACCACCUGAUAUCUCAAAUGCUUCCGUUACUCACUCUCAAUUAACUCACGACUUAUCUUCGGCCAAUAGUUUAUUAAAAAGAUCAACAAACAAUAGAUCACGUAGAAUUGGAUCCCAUUCGGGGGAUUUUGAUGUAUCCGAUUCAUUCGAAAAAAGGAAGUCACGUCGUCGUUCAGCAGGUUUGCGACUUGAAUCCAAAUCAGAAGUUGUAGGUGAUCCAAUGUCACCACCUCUUUCACCAGAUGCAACUUCAGAUACGUCAUCAAUCAUGACUAACCUUCUUUCACAUACGGACUCUUUUGAUACCACUAUUUCAACAAAGAAUAAUAAUGUGAAUGGUAAUUCAUUAAUAGAAAAACCAUUACCAGGACAAGUAUUCGUUUGUACAAUUUCCAACAUUUCACAUAUUGUAAACAUUAACGGGGAACCCUAUAACAAUUGUAAUUCAAUUCGUUGGUCAUCCAUACCUGAUCAUGUUUCACUUUUACCAACAUUUAAUGAUAUCUUCGUUAUAGCAUUUGAAAAGCAAUUGGUUGAAGUGGGUUCAAUGAAAACUGGUAGAAUCGUUAAAACCGUAGUAAACGGGGCACGCGUUAAAUAUUUAGGUGAAUCUUUGAAAAGAUCAGUCCCUCCUAAAGGACAAUUACAAUUUCAAAAUGAACCAAAGAAAGAUCAAUUUGAUAAUGGAAUAAGAAGACACGUGUUUUGGAGUUGCGAUUUGAAUGAUACAUAUAUUUAUCGUGGAGGAGUAUUUAUUUAA